Molecule: messenger RNA, 3171 nt
Organism: Frankliniella occidentalis (western flower thrips)
Lineage: Eukaryota; Metazoa; Arthropoda; Insecta; Thysanoptera; Thripidae
Exons: 6
Coding region: 1-3171 (1056 amino acids)
Biological process (GO): DNA integration
Molecular function (GO): nucleic acid binding; zinc ion binding
Source: RefSeq, a predicted model, not a curated record
AUGGCAGCACCAGCAUUCAACAUCCCACCGCUCAGGUACUUCGAGCCUGCGGAGAUUUCCGUCACCGGUUGGGUACAGCUCUUCGACGGGUACUGCACCCUUGUGAAAAUGCCUGGAGAAGUUAUCAACGAGAAUGCGCUCAUCCGGCUGCUGCGCCAGAAGUACGAGCCCCCUGGACUUGUGUCUACCAACCGGCUCCAGUUCAACCGGCGAGUGCAGCUUCAAACGGAAUCAGCGACGGAUUACGUCACGGCUCUUCAGGUCCUUGCCGACAGGUCCAACAACCUCACGUUUUUCCAAGCAAAGGAGCUUUGUGAGAAAGAUGAUGCCCUUCGUAAUGAGGUGCGUUUCAUGGCUCAGCACAUGGCUGGUCUCAACGCAGCUUCUUAUCAACCUAAACAACCGUCUCUGAAGUUCAAGCCGUUCACUUACAGAAGAGAAACUCCACAUGGUUCUAAUGGCAGUUACAAGAAGCAAAAUCAUGAACAACCCCGCUCUACCUGGAAUCCAUGCUUCAGAUGUUCUCGUAAACACGAUGGACGGAACUGCCCUGCCAAGGAUUGGGAAUGCCACAAGUGUCACAAGAAAGGCCACAUCUCAAAAUGCUGUCCUCAGCGUUUGGUCAAGGUGGUUGAGCCACAGGUACCAGUUGCACCUCCGACGGCUGAACCUCCUCUGUCUCAUCUUGGUCAGCAACCUCCACUUUCUUCCAUUGAGGAAGAAGUUGAAAGACUCUUCCGUGUCUCCAAGGAGCCAGUACAAGUAAUCCUUCUGAAUCAUGUCAGUCAAAGUCCUCCAGUAUUAGUCAGAUUGUCUGUCAAUGGAAUUGAGUUGGAGAUGGAAGUCGACACAGGUGCUGGAGUUACAGUUGUGAGUUAUGCUGUCUAUUUAAAAUUUCUUAAAUCAUGCUCCCUGUCUCCUUCACCUUUUGUAUUGAAUUCAGUUUCUGGUUCAAUCAAAGUCUUUGGACAAUUGUCUGUCUCUGUCGCACUUCCAUCCCAGCCUCCAGUUCAACUUAUUCUUGUUGUCUGUGAUACUGUUGCUCCUGUCAGGUCUCUUUUGGGUAGACCUUGGUUAGAUGUCUUAUUUAAGGAUUGGAGGAAAGUCUUCCUUCCAGCUAACGUAAUUUCAUCUGUCUCCGACAGAGUGCAGCAAUUGCAGCACAUGUUUCCUAAAGUUUUUGACUCCUUAAAUGAUGAUCCAAUUACUCCAUUCAAGGCUAAGUUGCUUUUUAUAGGCAAUGUCAAGGACAUUUUUGCUCCAGCUUAUUCACUUCCUUAUUCAUUAGUAGAUGUCAUAGAUUCAUUAAUUGAAAAAUUAGUGUCUUCCAACAAAGUCUUCCCAGUAACGUAUUCGGAAAAUGCAUCCCCUUGUGUUCCAAUCAAAAAGAAAGAUGGGUCCUAUAGGCUCUGUGUUGACUUUAAACGCACCCUCAACACCCAAUUAAAGGUUCAACAAUACCCUUUGCCUAGGAUUGAUGACAUCUUUGCUUCCUUAGCAGAUGCUUCAGUGUUCACUGUAAUUGAUCUUUCUGAUGCAUAUCUCCAGUUGGAGUUGGAUGAAGCCUCCAAAAAAUACGUUACUGCGAACACUCAUCAAGGCUUGUAUAGAUAUAAUAGAUUAAUUUAUGGCAUUGCCAGUGCCCCUGCAAUUUUCCAACAGGUGAUGGACUGUAUCUUAAAAGGUAUUCCUGGUGUAAAAUGUUAUUUAGAUGACACUUUAUGGUUCGUAAAUCAAGUUGAGUAUUUAGGUAACAUCAUUUCAAAAGAAGGCAGAAAACCAUCACCUGACAAAAUUCAAGCUGUUCUUAAAGCUAGGGUCCCUACGACCAAAAAGCAAGUCUUGUCUUUCCUCGGUCUAUUUACUUACUAUUUCCCAUUAUUACCUAACUUUAGUGCCAUUUCAAAACCACUCAGACUCCUUUCUGAUCCAAUUGUUUGGGAUGCCAGUGCUCAAUCUUCUUAUGAUGAAUGCAAAAAGUUGUUCCUUACCAGUGGUGUUUUAGUCAACUACAACCCUGAGCUACCAAUAGUUGUCCUGUCAGAUGCCAGUCCUGAUGGUCUAGGUGCCAUACUCUGUCACAAAGUAGGUAAUACUGAACGUCCUGUUGCCUUUGCUUCUUGUGCAUUAACCCCUUGUCAGCAAAAUUAUGCCCAAAUAGACCGUGAAGCUCUUGGUAUCAUGUUUGCUAUUAACAAAUUUCAUAAAUUUAUCUGGGGACGUCAAUUCAUUUUGGUCACGGACAAUGCUCCAUUAAGACAUAUCUUGAGUCCCGAUAAGUCUAUCCCUGUGUUGUCAGCCCAACGACUUCAACAUUGGUCGUAUAUCCUUCAAGCCUAUACCUUUAAUAUUGAGCACAGAAAGGCUGAGCUUAUGUCCCAUGUAGAUGCACUGUCAAGAGUCCCACCACCUACUGAAUUUUUUGAUGACAUUGCUUUACAUUCUAACUUCUCGGAAGCAUUUGAAAUUUCAUCCAUAGCCAGGGAUUUGCCCUUAAACUCGUCAGUCAUAGCUGAGGAAACAAAAAGGGAUCCUGAGCUGUCUAAACUUUCACUUCAAUGUAAAGUAGGCUGGCCUGAUUGGGAUCGAUUUUUAGAUCCUUUGGUCAAACCCUUUUUCAAGUUGCGUGAGCAACUGUCCUUGGAAAAAGGUUGUGUGCUCUAUGCUUCCCGAGUCGUAAUUCCGAAAAGUCUAUUAAAACAGGUUAUUGAAAUCCUCCAUGAAGAUCGUUCUCAUGACUACGUCCCAUGGCCUGAAGCUAAAGAACCAAUGCAAAGAGUCCAUGUUGACCUCUACACCUUUAAAGGCAUUCAUUUCUUCCUUUUUGCUGACUCUUUUUCUAAGUGGAUUCAUGUGCAGCGUAUGGUCCGUACUACUGCUUCUGAUGUUAUCUCAGUCUUGUCUACUAUUUUUGCCAUUUGGGGUGAUCCUCAAACCCUGGUAUCAGACAAUGGUCCUCCAUUUGAUAGUUUUGAUUUGAUUGAUUUCUGUACGGCUAGAGAUAUAAUUUUAACUCAUUCACCUGCUUAUCACCCUGAAAGUAACGGCUAUGCCGAGAGAUCUGUCCAGAUUGCCAAAAAAUCUAUUGAAAAAAUGUUUUUAGAAUACCAAGCCAAAGACUCAACUCACCUGCAGGUUUUCCCCAUUGACAUCUGUGAUAAAUUUAGUUAA